Messenger RNA from Corythoichthys intestinalis (scribbled pipefish), 1852 nucleotides. RefSeq names its product von Willebrand factor C domain containing 2 (gene vwc2). The record is from RefSeq and is a predicted model, not a curated record. Gene Ontology annotation, biological process: negative regulation of BMP signaling pathway. Gene Ontology annotation, cellular component: AMPA glutamate receptor complex. The transcript has 4 exons. Gene Ontology annotation, molecular function: protein binding. NCBI's taxonomy places the organism in Eukaryota, Metazoa, Chordata, Actinopteri, Syngnathiformes, Syngnathidae. The coding region runs from base 344 to 1243 and encodes 299 amino acids.
AGUGCCCGUGUGUAGAGCGAAAAGCGUGGCGGGGGGUACAUCACACUCUCUGAAGCACAAGCAGAGAGCGGAGCACCUUGUCCACUCUUGUGAGACGACUAAAGUUAAAGACGAGCCGCCAUCCUCCUGAGAACCAUCAUCGUUGAACAAAGUGGACCAGUCUGCACUUGUUGUGAUCAUUUGUUGCUGUCUGGCUUCUGUCUACAUUGUUCGAACUCUCUCCUGGUGACCCAAAGCGCUGACGGAUCCGUUCAAUGAUGACAGAUGGACUGGCUCACACCUGAGAUGUGAAGUGUGUUAUGUGAGCCAAGGUGUUUUCCCACCUCACUGGUGGUGGGGAGAGAUGCUGCACUCCGUUGCCAUGACAGCAGAGGUUCUCUUUGUUCUCUGGUUCCUGAUGAGUGGUGUUGGGAGUAAUCCUAUAACGACCUUACCAGUUAGCCGUGAACGUCUGGAAAGGGUGUUAACCCAGGCCAGAGAGGACAAAGCGGUCCCCAAGCUGCUACAGCCUGAGGACAACGAAACUUUAGGCCUGAACAGGACUGGCACGAGCCGCGCCAGGUCUAACCUCAGCGCCUAUAGCCGAGGAUCUAAGGGUGGGAAGUCCCAAGAGCUUUGGACUGAGCAAGACAACAUUAAACAAAUAGAUGUGGGCCCCACAAGUGACAUCACCCUGUCUUUGGAAGCCAUUGACGAAUAUGCCUACCCAGACUACAGGGGUAAAGGCUGCAUGGAUGAGAGCGGUUUUGUAUUCGCAAUCGGUGAUCAGUUCACCCCAGGCCCGUCCACAUGCCCUUGCCUCUGUACAGAUGAAGGUCCACUAUGCAACAAGCCAGAUUGUCCCAGGUUGCACCCUCGCUGCAUUAAAGUGGACACAAGUCAAUGCUGCCCGCUGUGCAGGGAGAAAAAGAACUACUGCGAAUUUCGGGGAAAGAUCUACGCCUCUCUAGAGGAGUUUAAGGUCUCCCCAUGUGAAAAAUGUCGAUGUGAGCCAAGUGGAGAGGUGUUGUGUUCUGUUUCGGCAUGCCCUCAAACAGAAUGUGUGGACCCGGAAUAUGAGCCGGAUCAGUGCUGUCCAAUCUGCAAGAGUGGACCCAACUGCUACGCAGACACAACAGUGAUACCGGCUGGACGAGAGGUGAAAAUUGAUGAGUGUACCAUCUGCUACUGCACAUACGAAGAGGGCACCUGGCAGAUCGAACGCCAGGCCACCUGCAGUAAGAACGAAUGCCAGCGCGGUUAGAGACUGGCACGGCGAUAGGAACGUUGGCACGCAAAACACCAGCGCCCGUCCAUGUGAACACUUGGCCUUUCACCCAGACUUCCGGACAUCAGGGUCAGCCGGCUCAGCGUUUGGAGUCUGUACGAAGCAAAGGCUUUUAUGAAGAUUUAUAAUCCACGCAUAGAAUAUUUAUUUAUCUAUGUAUUAUUUAUGAAUAUAUACAAAUACUGUCUGGAUGUCAUUAUGCUGAAGUAGUUACACAUAUUUUUAUAGCCUCUGUCUUUUAAUAAUCAGCCUCGAUGACUGCGAAGUGAAUGUAUAGAACACACAAGGCUGUCUUCGGAGGCUGAAACCUUGACGUCUUCAUAAUUCUGACCAAUCCUGACACCUGUUCCUUAACAGUUCAGAGGAGCAGCUGUCUCCGUCUGAGGUAACAUGCCAGGUUUGCUGUUCAAGGUGAUUGAGUACGGAGUUAAAAGUGGAAUUAAAGCUGACUUGACUGUUUCUGACUUGUACUACGUUCUUUAGUCCGUUUGGAUGUUUCAAAUGUGCUUUGAUUUUAAAAGUGCUUUUUUUGUAUCUUGGUGCUGUAUGUUCCUGUUUCAAAUAAACAGCAGUCUGUGGCUCUGC